CGUCGCGUGCGUCUAUUUUCUAUUUUUGGUUUAUUUUGCCUCCCCAACCAAGCACAAACACAAGCCUCGCCGUAUUCUCUCGGAGCAAAGCGAACGCGAAACCCCACCCGCGGCGGCGAGAAAUCCGGCGACGAUGAGCCGCGGCACGGGCGCCGGCUACGACCGCCACAUCACCAUCUUCUCCCCGGAGGGCCGCCUCUACCAAGUCGAGUACGCGUUCAAGGCGGUGAAGUCGGCGGGGGUGACGUCGAUCGGCGUCCGCGGCAAGGACUCCGUCUGCGUCGUCACACAGAAGAAAGUGCCGGUGAGUUCUCUUCGCUUCGAUCUAAAAAGAUCGCGGCUUUAUGCUGUUUAUACGGCGAUUAGAGACCAGGAGAGGAGACUGAUUUGUCUUGCUCCUUGUGAUGUGAUUCUGAUUUUGCAGGACAAGUUGCUGGACCAUACGAGCGUCACGCACUUGUUCCCGAUCACCAAGUACAUCGGUCUGCUCGCCACUGGCCUCACAGCUGAUGCAAGGUCCUUAGUCUACCAAGCAAGGAAUGAGGCAGCUGAAUUCCGUUUCAAAUGGGGCUACGAGAUGCCCGUAGACGUAUUAGCAAAAUGGAUAGCAGACAAAGCACAAGUCUACACGCAGCAUGCCUACAUGAGGCCCCUUGGAGUAGUUGCUAUGGUCUUGGGCUAUGACGAAGAGAAAAACGCUCAACUAUUCAAAUGUGACCCGGCAGGUCACUUCUUUGGACAUAAGGCAACUAGCGCCGGUCUUAAGGAGCAGGAAGCAAUAAAUUUUCUGGAGAAGAAAAUGAAGGAUGACCCACAGUUCUCCUACGAGGAAACUGUCCAGAUUGCAAUUUCUGCAUUGCAAUCAGUUCUUCAGGAAGAUUUCAAGGCCACCGAGAUUGAGGUCGGUGUUGUGAGGAAAGAUGAUCGUGUUUUCAGAGCACUCACGACAGAGGAGAUCGAUCAGCACCUAACAGCCAUAAGUGAGCGCGACUGAGCUACAAUGAAGUUGGACAUGUUACUGCUUCACACUGCACUCUAGUCUUUCAGCAGUGUCAUUUUAUUUCAUGUUCAGCCAAGAAACAUUCAGUGAACCAUUUCAUGUAACUCCAAAAAACAGUCAUCAGCUUUACUUGUUGGAUCAUCCUCUAUCGUUGUGGUUGAAUUUACUACGAUUUACUUGUAUGCUGCUUGCAUUUGUUGCGACCUUGAGCUA
Oryza sativa Japonica Group (Japanese rice) is the source of this 1213-nucleotide messenger RNA. Lineage: Eukaryota; Viridiplantae; Streptophyta; Magnoliopsida; Poales; Poaceae. The record is from RefSeq and is a predicted model, not a curated record.